AUGGCUAUCUUUAGAUCCAAAUCAUCUAACAAAACCCCACAGGAAGGGGGACACAUGGACGUCAAGCUCACGCAAAAGGAUGAGGAACAAUAUAAAGUGCACACCGCCAACAUCCAUGACCCCAUCUUGACUGCCGUCAACGAAGCCCAACCAUUCGAACAAGCUGCUCAAAGAGACACAAGGAGGCCAUCGUACUUGUCCAAUGAUUCAGCUGAUUUGAAGGAUAUAUUUGGCCAACCAAUUAGACAAACUGAUAUGUCGAACCCCACGAGAAAUAGGAAUGAGAGGCCUUUGGAUACCAUACGUGGGUUCGAGUAUGCCAUCACUGGUGACAUGACUUACCGAGAUCAAUUGGAGAGUGGUCGUUUGGGAUGGGGGUUCCAUGAAGAUUUUCCAUACUAUAACUUGAAUGGACAAGGAGGAGCAGGCGGUCAAGAUGAGGGACAGAUGGGAGGAAGUGGAAGACCAGUGAUUAAUUUCGAUGAUCAACCAGUUUACCAAGCGCAGAACUAUAGUGCUAGCUCUUUGCAGAAUGAUACUGGUAAGAAGAAAAAGAGAGGUUUAUUUGGAAGGAAGAAGUAA
Messenger RNA from Lodderomyces margitis, 582 nucleotides. RefSeq lists its product as uncharacterized. NCBI's taxonomy places the organism in Eukaryota, Fungi, Ascomycota, Pichiomycetes, Serinales, Debaryomycetaceae. The record is from RefSeq and is a predicted model, not a curated record. Bases 1 to 582 code for a protein of 193 amino acids. The transcript has a single exon.